AUGUCAUCCAAUAGUUCUAUUGUUUCCAAUACUGUUCCUCAAUUCAUUGAUUCUCAACAAACUACUCCCCCUGAUCUCCAGGUUAAUUCCACUCGUAAUCCACAGAAUGCGGAAGAGGAAACCAAUAUCAGCAACAAUGUUAUUUUCCACAAGAAUAAGAUUUUUGUUGGAGGUCUUCCCCACCAAAUUGAGGAAAUAGAACUAAAAUCAUAUUUUAGCACAUAUGGUAAAGUGAUGCACACCAAAAUUAUGCGUGAUGUAUUAAGCGGAAGAGGCAGGGGUUUCGGAUUCAUUACCUUUCAUGAGGAAGAAGUUGUGGAAAAUGUAUUAAAAACCACAUUUCAUAACCUCAAGAACAAGCGUGUGGAGGUUAAAAGGGCCGUCGUGGAGCAAACACGUGUUGCACAACCCAAAACCUAUACCAACAGCAACUACUCCACAUUCAACAACGAUAGUAGCAGCAACAACAACUAUUACAACACAUUCAACAACAACAACAACAUCACUACAGACCCAAAUGUUGAGAAGAUGAUGACGAAGAAGACUCCAGCUCCCAUGGAAGUUUCAGUACUGCCAGAGCCUAUACAUUUAGAGAAGGAUCCCAUGGCUACUUUGCCACAAUAUAAAGCAGGAACUUUCAAUAAUAUAAACCCAAAUGUUGGUCAACCAAGCUCUACUCGGAAGCGAAAGGUUUAG
Humulus lupulus (European hop) is the source of this 696-nucleotide messenger RNA. RefSeq lists its product as uncharacterized. Lineage: Eukaryota; Viridiplantae; Streptophyta; Magnoliopsida; Rosales; Cannabaceae. The record is from RefSeq and is a predicted model, not a curated record. Gene Ontology annotation, molecular function: RNA binding. Bases 1 to 696 code for a protein of 231 amino acids. The transcript is spliced from 3 exons.